AUGAACUCCUCAAAGGCUGAGGCAUCCAGCAGGGUGUACAUUAUCGGUUGCAAGUGCCCUGGCAGUUGCCCUAGGGAAUCCAGCAUGGACGAGUUUGGCCCUGAGGGGGCAGUGAAGGAAAUAUUCGCGUCGUGCUCCUUUACCAGCCUCGGCCUUCACUCCACAUUAUGUGACCAGCUUCGAGAAAGAUUGGGAUUCGAAGCUCCCACUCUUGUGCAGGCUGAAGCCAUUCCUGUUAUUCUCGCUGGUCGACACGUACUUGUUAAUGCAGCAACUGGGACUGGCAAGACGGUGGCGUAUUUAGCUCCCAUUAUUCAUCACUUGCAGAGUUACACUCCACGAAUUGAUCGUUCUUACGGAACUUUUGCAUUGGUACUUGUGCCCACACGAGAAUUAUGCCUGCAAGUUUUUGAGAUUUUGCACAAGUUACUGCAUCGUUUCCAUUGGAUUGUGCCAGGUUAUGUUAUGGGUGGUGAGAAUAGAUCAAAAGAGAAAGCCAGGUUGCGCAAAGGUAUAUCUAUUCUUGUUGCAACACCUGGACGCCUUCUGGAUCACUUAAAGCAUACAACAGCAUUCUUACAUACAAAUUUACGUUGGAUAAUCUUUGAUGAGGCAGAUAGAAUUCUGGAAUUAGGAUUUGGAAAAGAAAUUGAGGAGAUACUAGAUAUUUUGGGUUCGAGGAAUGAUGGGUUUGUUGGCAAGGAGAAGGAAGAUUCUAACUUUAAGAGGCAGAAUUUGCUAUUAUCAGCUACCUUAAACGAAAAAGUAAAUAAUCUUGCGAGAAUUAGUUUAGAAGAGCCAGUUAUGAUUGGUCUUGAUGACAAGAAGGUGCAACAAGAUGCAUCACAUGAACAGAGUGGAUCUCUGGGAUCUGUUGUGGACAAAGAACUUGAACAUCCGAGUGCAGUGAUGAGCUCUUCAAGUGGAGACUACAAUCUUCCAGCUCAGUUGGUUCAGAAAUAUGUAAAAGUUCCCUGUGGUUCACGGCUUGUGGUCCUUCUUUCCAUACUCAAGCAUCUUUUUGAAAGAGAAGCUUCCCAAAAGGUUGUGGUGUUCUUUUCAACAUGUGAUGCUGUGGAUUUUCACUAUUCUCUGUUGAGUAAAUUCCAGUGGUCACCCUAUACACAACAAGAUGCAGAAACCAAACAGCUAUUUUUGAGAUGCAAAACAUUCAGGUUACAUGGGAAUAUGAAGCAAGAAGAUAGAAGAACCACAUUUGGGGCCAUUAAAACAGAGAAGUUGGCACUGCUAUUGUCCACAGAUGUUGCCGCUAGAGGCCUGGAUUUUCUGAAAGUUAAAUGUAUUAUACAGUAUGAUUCUCCAGGGGAGGCUACUGAAUAUGUGCAUAGGGUUGGUAGAACCGCUCGGUUGGGUGAAAGAGGAGAUUCGUUGUUAUUUCUACAGCCAAUUGAAGUGGAUUAUCUGCAAGACCUGGAGAAACACGGUGUAUUAUUGACUGAGUAUCCUCUCCUCAAAGUGUUAGAUGGUUUUCCUUUGUAUGGUCAUGUACCUCGAGUGAAGAAAUUUGUUUCCACAGAGUCGCAUCCUUGGGUAUUAACUCUCCAAAAAGCACUUGAGUCGUUUGUCUCAGCUGAGCCAAAGAUGAAGAAACUAGCCCAGAAUGCUUUUUGCUCCUGGGUUCGUGCAUACACUGCCCAUCGUGGUGAGCUGAAAAGAAUGUUUAUGGUGAAGAAGCUUCAUUUAGGGCAUGUUGCUAAGAGCUUUGCAUUGAAAGAGCAACCCUCUUUGGUCGGGAAAUCAUUCCAGUCACAAUCAAAGAAAAGGAAGAGGGAUCAGAAACAGAAGGGACAACAGAAAAAAAGGAAGGUUUCCGGUAAAACAUAAUUGGCGAGUUGAUGGACAGAUUUUGAAAGUGCGACAUGACAUCUGUUGAUCAUCUUGAGCAGUUGCCGCAUGCGAAAAUACCUGGAUCAGAUUUGUUGUCUUUCACCAACGUUGUAUGAUCCGGUGGUGGUUGGCUGGGUCAUUUGGUUCUUUGCAAUGGAGAAAUUAUAUAUCUUAUAGGAAGAGGCUGUUCAGGCAGAGUUGUAACUGUAGAGUAUUAUUUACUUCUCACAGUGUAGCUUAUAUCAAAAUUUUGACAGAAACAUGAUUAUAAAUGGUAAAUUUGCUUUCUGAUUUUGGU
Messenger RNA from Pistacia vera, 2146 nucleotides. RefSeq names its product DEAD-box ATP-dependent RNA helicase 17-like. Gene Ontology annotation, cellular component: nucleus. Gene Ontology annotation, molecular function: RNA helicase activity; ATP binding; nucleic acid binding. The record is from RefSeq and is a predicted model, not a curated record. The coding region runs from base 1 to 1845 and encodes 614 amino acids. Gene Ontology annotation, biological process: ribosome biogenesis. Lineage: Eukaryota; Viridiplantae; Streptophyta; Magnoliopsida; Sapindales; Anacardiaceae. The transcript has 11 exons.